Periophthalmus magnuspinnatus is the source of this 967-nucleotide messenger RNA. RefSeq names its product glutathione peroxidase 4a (gene gpx4a). Gene Ontology annotation, molecular function: glutathione peroxidase activity. Gene Ontology annotation, biological process: response to oxidative stress. The transcript is spliced from 7 exons. Lineage: Eukaryota; Metazoa; Chordata; Actinopteri; Gobiiformes; Gobiidae. The record is from RefSeq and is a predicted model, not a curated record.
GCGUUGUGAUGACGUCAUAAUGAGGGAGUUGUUUAUGUUUCACAACAGUGAUCCGCGAGGGCGGAGGUGUGGCGACAUGCUUGUUAUUGAUUAGAUCAAAAGUGGCCUCUUUCUUAUAAAAAUGAGGCCUUUUUGUGUUAUUUUAGCAUUUGGCGUGGUGACGGUGUGUGGAGCGCUACUGGCCAUGUCUGCACCAACAGAGGACUGGCAGAGGGCUACAUCAAUUUACAACUUCACAGCCACAGAUAUUGAUGGCAACUUAGUGUCUCUGGAAAAAUAUAGGGGUAAUGUUGUCAUCAUCACUAACGUUGCCUCUAAAUGAGGAAAAACCCCAGUGAACUACUCUCAGUUUGCGGAUUUGUACGCCCGCUACGCUGAGAGGGGUUUGCGCAUCCUCGCCUUCCCUUCCAACCAGUUCGGAAACCAGGAGCCGGGUACUGAGGCCCAGAUCAAGCAAUUUGCUCAGUCAUACAAUGCUCAGUUUGAUAUGUUCAGCAAAAUUGAUGUAAAUGGUGACAGUGCUCAUCCACUGUGGAAGUGGCUCAAGGACCAACCCAAUGGAAAAGGGUUCCUGGGAAACAGCAUUAAGUGGAACUUUACAAAGUUUUUGAUCAACAGAGAGGGCCAGGUGGUAAAGCGAUAUGGGCCCCUGGAUGACCCAAGUGUGGUAGAAAAGGAUCUUCCCCAGUACCUGAGUACCUGAAUGGAUGGCCAAUCAGUAGUGACUCACUUAUAAUUUCUCUUUUCAUCGUGUUCCUUGUAUUUCUGUGUCUCAGAGAACCUGUCAAUAUAACAUGUGCCCAGCCCAGAUGAAUGAAGGGAUGUUCAAAAAUCCAGUUUUCUGGACUGAACAGACCUGAUAAACAGCGUACAAAACCACUGGGAAGAGCACAAUGUUGUCUGAAUCUGAGUCUCUGUCAGGGACAGAAGUACUAAAUUUCCAAAUAAAAAGCACUAAUAAGUUAAA